Messenger RNA from Ascochyta rabiei, 396 nucleotides. RefSeq lists its product as uncharacterized. The transcript has a single exon. Bases 1 to 396 code for a protein of 131 amino acids. The record is from RefSeq and is a predicted model, not a curated record. NCBI's taxonomy places the organism in Eukaryota, Fungi, Ascomycota, Dothideomycetes, Pleosporales, Didymellaceae.
AUGAACGACAGAAUGAAGACUUUCUACACCAUUACGCUGCUACUAAGCAUCUGCACUGGUGUGAUAUCAAAAGAGCUAUGUGAUGUUCGGAACGCAAAUGGACUCGAUCCGAAAAGUCAGAAAUGCGAUAUCGAAUACGUCUCAACCACCCCUCGAGUCUACCGCGCAGCAUGUGGGACAACCGCAGCAUUUGACUUUUCCCCUGGCUCAGGAGUUAAAUUUGGCAAGGCACUAGUCACCAACUUUAUUAGCAAGACUGUUCAAUUUUCCGUUGAAACAGAGGGCGACGACGGUAAGCUCCGAUACUACCACGUCACUGCACGUCCAAAUCAGGGGUGUUACGUCACCAUGGGGCCUACGCAAGUGAUAUCAGAAGUUCAUUGGAUUACCAUAUGA